AGGUGUGUCACUACAGGUGUGUCACUACAGGUGUGUUGUUAGCACAGCAAAAACAACAUUGUCGUAAAAGCGGAGGUUGGAACAGUGCGAGCAGCCUAAUGUCCGAGCCAGCCCUGAACGCCUCAUCAUCCCUGCAGCGGGUUCGGAAGGUGCAGACAAGUGGACCGAACAUGGGAGGCAGCGACAGCAAACUUCACUUCCGGAAGGCGGUGAUCCAACUCACCACCAGAACUCAGGCCGUGGACGCGUCGGACGACACGUUUUGGGACCAGUUCUGGUCCGACACGUCGACCUCGGUCCAGGACGUUUUCGCUCUGGUCCCGGCGGCGGAGAUCCGAGCCGUGAGGGAGGAGUCUCCGUCCAACCUGGCCACGCUGUGCUACAAGGCGGUGGAGAAGCUGGUCCGAGGCGCGGAGUGCGGCUGCCCCUCCCCCGGGGAGCGGCAGGUGGUCCUGAACUGCACGCGGCUGCUGACCCGCGUCCUGCCCUUCAUCUACGAGGACGCCGACUGGCGAGGCUUCUUCUGGUCCAGCGUGCCCGGCGCCGCCAGGACUGAGGAGGAAGAUGAUGAUGCUGAUGAAGGACGGCCCCUCGCCGAGUCCCUCCUGCUCGCCAUCGCCGACCUUCUCUUCUGUCCCCACUUCACCAUCAAGACCAGCGCACAGGAAGUUGACACAAAGUUGAUUGACAGCUGCGAGCACAUCUGGGAGGCGGGCGUCGGCUUCGCUCAGUCGCCGCCGCUCGACUCCUCCCACGACAGCAACAGGGCGGAGCUUCUGAAGCUGCUCCUCACCUGCUUCUCGGAGGUCCUUUAUCUGCCGCCGCCGGCUGCCGCUCAGACCGCCAACACCUGGGUGGUCUUCUUCUGCUCCUCCGCCAACAGACACGCCCUCCCUCUCUUCACCUCGCUGGUCAACGUGGUGUGCGCCUACGACCCGGCGGGAUGGGGCGUGCCCUACAACCACCUGCUGUUCUCUGACCAGCGCCAGCUGCUGGUGGAACAGGCGCUGCAGGUUCUCAUCGUCACUCUGGACCAGGGGACCGCCCCGCCCCCCGCCAUGGACGCCGGCCCGCCGCCCUCAGGAGAGGAGGAGCCAGCCGUGAGGAUGAGGCUCGAUUCCCCGACGCCGAAGUCGGACGUGCUGACGCCAUCUUGUCUCUUCCAGCCCGGCGCGCCUGAGAACUUGUUCGUCAACUACCUGUCCAGGAUCCACCGUGAAGAGGACCUGAGGGUGGUGCUGAAAGGUGUGGUGCGCCUCCUCAACAACCCGCUGGUGCAGACCUACCUGCCGCUCUCCAGCAAGAAGAUCCACUUCCACCAGGAGCUGCUGGUCCUCUUCUGGAAGAUCUGCCACUUCAACAAGAAGUUUCUUUUCUUCCUGCUGAAGAGCAGCGAGGUUCUGGACCUGCUGAUCCCCAUCCUCUUCUUCCUCAACCGAGGCCGAGCUGAUCCCACGUGUGUGGGCCUGCUGCAUGUGGGCGUGUUCAUCCUGCUGCUGCUGAGCGGCGAGAGGAACUUUGGCGUGCGUCUCAACAAGCCCUUCGCCCCGCGCGUCCCCAUGGACGUCCCCAUCUUCAGCGGGACCCACGCCGACCUGCUGGUGCUGACGGUCCACAGGAUGAUGACCAGCGGGCACCGGCGCCUACAGCCGCUCUUCGACUGCAUGCUCACCAUCGUCGUCAACGUGUCUCCUUACCUGAAGAGUCUGUCCAUGGUGGCGUCCAACAAGCUGCUGCACCUGCUGGAAGUCUUCUCCUCGCCGCGCUUCCUCUUCUCCGCCCGCAACAACCACCAGCUGGUCUUCUUACUGCUGGAGGUCUUCAACAACAUCAUCCAGUAUCAGUUUGACGGGAACAGCAACCUGGUGUACGCCCUCAUCCGAAAGAGGAACCUCUUCUACCAGCUUGCCAGCCUGCCGGCGGAUGCGGCGUCCAUUCAGAAGGCGCUGCAGAAGAAGAGGAGGAAGUCCGGAAAGUCCGGCAGCAACUCCGCCGAGACAGAAUCCUCGCUAAGACCCGUAGCGGACAACGCCGCCGCAGAGGCCACCACCCCGGGGAUGGACAGGAUAACCGACAAGUCUCAGACGAAGGAGGACAAUAUGGCCGCUUUGGAACCGGACUGCAGCGCCAUCGCCGGGCUCAGCGACACCGAGUCCAACUCUGAGAGAGACCAGCAGCCGGCGCCAUCGUGUCCUGUCGGGUGUCACUUUCCUGCCGUCCCGUCCUCGUCCUGCACCUGGACCUGGACCGCCAGCCCGGACUGGGUGCUGUCCUGGAGGUCCAAGCUCCCCCUGCAGACCAUCAUGAGGCUGCUGCAGGUUCUGGUCCCUCAGGUGGAGAAGAUCUGCAUCGACAAGGGUUUGACCGACGAGUCCGAGAUCCUCAAGUUCCUCCAACAUGGCACCCUGGUCGGCCUCCUGCCGGUGCCGCAUCCCAUCCUGAUCCGGAAGUCCCAGGUGAACCCCGGCACGUCCUCGUGGUUCCGCACGUACGUGUGGGGCGUGGUCUACUUACGCAACGUGGAUCCUCCGGUCUGGUACGACACCGACAUACGACUCUUCCAGAUCCAGAGGACCUAAAACCCCCAGAUGCCAAUGUCAUCAUCGCGUGUCAUGUCUUGGAUUAUGUAGCGUGUCAUAUAGUAUGGCAUGUAACAUGACAUGUCACGUAGUAUGGCACGUAACGUGACAUGUCACGUAGUAUGGCAUGUAACGUGACAUGUCACGUAGUAUGGCAUGUAGCAUGACAUGUCACCUAGUAUGGCAUGUAACGUGUCAUGUAGCAUGGCAUGUAGCGUGUCACGUAGUAUGGCAUGUAACGUGACAUGUCACGUAGUAUGGCAUGUAACGUGACAUGUCAUGUAGCAUGGCAUGUAGCGUGACAUGUCAUGUAGCAUGGCAUGUAGCGUGACAUGUCACGUAGCAUGGCAUGUAACGUGACAUGUCACGUAGUAUGGCAUGUAACAUGACAUGACACGUAGUAUGGCAUGUAACGUAACGUGACAUGACACGUAGUAUGGCAUGUAACGUGACGUGACAUGUCAUGUAGUAUGGCAUGUAACGUGACGUGACAUGUCAUGUAGUAUGGCAUGUAACAUGACAUGUCACGUAGUAUGGCACGUAACGUGACAUGACAUGUCAUGUAGUAUGGCACGUGACAUGACAUGUCAUGUAACGUGAGAUGUCAUGUAGUAUGUCAUGUAACAUAAUAUAAAUUCAUAUCAAAUAAAAUAAAUAUAAACUGUUUGAGGCGCAUUAGACCUUGUUUAUGUGUUGCAGCUGCACAAAUGUACAUGAUUUGAUCCCAUAUGUCUUAUUGUGCCAUGGUCUGGGGACAGGCCACCAAACGU
Messenger RNA from Entelurus aequoreus (snake pipefish), 3349 nucleotides. Its product is annotated as protein HID1-like. Lineage: Eukaryota; Metazoa; Chordata; Actinopteri; Syngnathiformes; Syngnathidae. The record is from RefSeq and is a predicted model, not a curated record. Gene Ontology annotation, cellular component: Golgi medial cisterna; membrane; Golgi trans cisterna. The coding region runs from base 99 to 2579 and encodes 826 amino acids. The transcript is spliced from 18 exons.